Messenger RNA from Penicillium bovifimosum, 1002 nucleotides. RefSeq lists its product as uncharacterized. The coding region runs from base 1 to 1002 and encodes 333 amino acids. Lineage: Eukaryota; Fungi; Ascomycota; Eurotiomycetes; Eurotiales; Aspergillaceae. The transcript has 2 exons. The record is from RefSeq and is a predicted model, not a curated record. Gene Ontology annotation, cellular component: kinetochore; Mis6-Sim4 complex.
AUGGCAACAACGUUAUCACGCGUCACCGCAUCACCGGACCCGGAGGAGGAGGAAUUAGAUCUGGAGCUCAGUUCGCUUCGCGCAAAAAUCUGCAAAGUUCGAAGCCGCAAGCGUAUCCUCACCUCCAGCCUUCUGACGACCGACCCCGUCCAAAAACUCCUCCGCAAUCCAGCGCAAGUCCCUACAUCGCUCAACAACAUUGCAGCAAUAUCCCCCCUAGUCCACGCGGCUGGCGCCCACACCUCAUCAAACCACCACCGCAUCGCCUUCAGCGCCACCGCCUUCCCCUUCAAAGACCCAUCACCAACAGCCACCGUCACAAACCUCCUCGGCCUGCGCCUUGACGUCUGCACGCGCAAUGGCCGCUUCACUAAGCCCUACUAUGUUCUUCUGCGACAAGAACCGAGCCACACUGCUGCUGGUUCCGCGAAGGUCCUAAAGGUUCAUAGACAUACAGUGCCAAGCUUCAUAUCCAUCCCCCGGCUAGAGCGCGUCUAUCUUCCCCGAGCUCACACAUCACACAAAAACGACGACCGUGAAGGUUCGGCCGAGGAUGAAGCCGAAGCUGCUGACCCUGCAAAGCCAUGGAAGAAGAGCAGCCGAGCUGUGCUAGAACAAGAUGUACGGGGUUUCGUGCGCGAGCUGCGGAGGGAGCUGGUGGCGUGGCAUAUGCGGACUGAUGCUAUUGACUUCCUGCGCGAGAAGCUGGGUCUUGUUGGCGAGGAUGGGGAACCGCAGCCGUUUGACGUUUCGCCGGAUCGGGAUACGGGGAUUGUGUCUUUGGCUGCUGCUGCGCUGGAGGCGCGGUAUGUGCGACUUGAGUGGGCAGACGGACGGGUUGGGCGGUUUAAGCUUUCUAAUGCUGGUAUUGUGGAGCGGGCUGUUGUUAUUGGCGAUGAGGGCCGUGAUAAGAAGACUGAAGAUGCCAUGACUGGGGGUGGGGGCAGGGUUGAGACGGUUUUAGAUAGGUUGAAGGUGGAUGUUUCGUCAAAAUCACCUUGA